Exophiala spinifera is the source of this 1959-nucleotide messenger RNA. RefSeq lists its product as uncharacterized. The transcript is spliced from 4 exons. Lineage: Eukaryota; Fungi; Ascomycota; Eurotiomycetes; Chaetothyriales; Herpotrichiellaceae. Bases 1 to 1959 code for a protein of 652 amino acids. Gene Ontology annotation, molecular function: metal ion binding. The record is from RefSeq and is a predicted model, not a curated record.
AUGGAAGAAAGCAACCUGGAAGCACCGAUGGAAGCGAAAGCCAUAGCGAAGCGAUAUCAGGAUUACAGGCAGAGAACGACGGAACAAGACGCGUUUGUGGAUGAACUUGUCAAGGCCCUUACGCUCAAGGAACAAGAGUACCACGAGCUCAAGGCCGACCUCCAGGAUCAGACAGAGAGUCGGCGGAGAUGGCAGAAGCGUGCCUUGGAUACCAGCGUACAGCAUCUCCUCGUGCUCAUCGACGGAAACCAGCACUUCUUCAAGCCGCACUUUAUCAGGUCGGGAGCCGCAGGCGCCCACGAGGCUGUCGAAAGAUUUGUGGCAGAGGUCAAAGACUUUGCAAGAGCACAGCACAAAAACGACUUACCCGAGGGGGUGAGCUUGGUAACGCACAUUUUCUCUGAUAUUGGCCAGUUGGCCCAUGAUCUUUCGGCGGCAAACCUCAUCCCGGAGCCGGACAGACUCUGGCCGUUUAUCCUGGAAGUUUGUAGGGUCGAGCCUGGCAUAACGAUAACCGACUGUGGCUCUGGACCUGACGCGGUGCGCCACAAGCUGAAAUACCACUAUGAGCUGUUCUUGGAAAACUGUCAUUGUAGGCACGUUUUCCUGGCCUUGGGCCAGCAAUCGGAAUACUACAAGGUCCUGGAGCAGUACGGCGACGACGACUACACCCUAGGGAAGACGACUCUUGUCCGUCCAGCCCAUGGAUUUGCCGAGAGCCACAACCUCCCGUUCCAUACUAUCGAGCUUUCCAUGUUUGACGCCGUACCAAACAACAACAAAAACAACACCACCCUUGGAGUGCUGCCCAAUGGCUCCAACCCCGCGCCGCCAGCUCAAUGGAAUGACCCCCUUCCGGCGAAACCAUCAGAUCCCGUGGCCGUGGCCAGUACAGACUGGCAACCAACGUCACGCGGUGAUGAGGCGCUGCUUUUGAGUUCUAACAUCGCGUCACCCCAAGUUCCCCCAGAACCAAAAGUCGUCCCGAAAGGCCCGGCGAAUGGCACGUUGGCCAACGGUGUCAACGGGUCGCCUGGAGAAUUGGACAACGAGAGUCUUCUUGGUGUUGUUAAGCUUGAUUCGUCACAUUCUUCAUCGCAAACAAGGAAAGCGGCGCAGCAAAGCUGGGAGACGAGCAUGACUGAAAACAGCUAUAUCCCAGCACCGAUCCAAGAGCCAUGGGGCGAGGAGACAAACGGCACUAACGGGUACGAGGAAGAAGACUAUUCCAAGAUGGCAGACAUUCCACAAACCCGAGCCCAUGCUCGAAGAGGCGCCAGAGGCAGUGCCAAACGAAACUCACAGUCGACACUGAGCCAGGACCGUCGAUACCCAAGCACAUUCCCACGAACACAGGUACACACUCCGAAACAGUUCGAGGGAUCUUGGGACGAUAUGUUGAGGCAACAGGAGACACGGAGCCCGGUUGGUCCCGUGUCACAAGCGGCAUCGGAUCCGCAGCGGCCAGCCUCGAGCGCCAGCAGUGUCGCUGCGUCGGCGUUCACGAAGAAGAUUCUCAGCACGCCGGAGCCUCACCCAGAGCGACGACCGAUUUGCGCCCCGGUUGCACUGAACAAAUUUGAGCAGCGCAUCGACUUGAAACUACCAAAGCCGUCACUCGAGGAUCAAGAACUCUGUGACAUUCGCACGCGGAAUAGGAAACUGUGUAACGAGCAUCAUUUGCGUUCGAACUGCAAGGAUCCAAACUGUAAAUACGACCACGAGUCCAUCGUUGACGGCGUGUAUCUUGCGCUGAGAAUCAAGGCUCGCAAGAUUGCCUGCAGCGUUGGUCCUGGCUGCCGGCGCCACGACUGUUAUGCGAGCCACCACUGUCCCAAUGUGUCACACUCGUCCACUUGUGGAAGGCCCAAUUGCUAUUUUGCAAGCAGAGGCAUGCAUGCAGUGACCGACCUCGAGAUUGCAAGGAUGAUUGAGCCGAACUUUCCAGAUGGGUCUUGA